Messenger RNA from Symbiodinium necroappetens, 410 nucleotides. NCBI's taxonomy places the organism in Eukaryota, Dinophyceae, Suessiales, Symbiodiniaceae. The record is from the annotation of a GenBank genome assembly.
GAUUCCUGUCGCCAUCCCUGGGACUGAAGUUCUCCGAUGUGCCCAACGGCCUGGCUGCCAUCGCCAAGGUGCCUGGUGCGGGCUGGGCUCAGAUCGUGGCCUUCGCCGGCUACUACGAGCUCUUCGUGUACAAGUUCAACGGAACUCCAGGUGACUACGGCUGGAAGCUCAUCACUGCCAGCGAGCCGGAGGCUCUCAAGAAGAAGUUGAGCGCAGAGAUUGCCAACGGACGGCUGGCGAUGAUGGCGAUCAUUGGCAUGUUCUUCCAGGACGGACUCACAGGCUCCGCCUGGGGCGACUGGGCCAACUACACUGACUCCCCUCUGCGCGCCUUCGAGGAUCAGCCGGGAGUGCAGCCACCUGUGGGCUUCUGGGAUCCCCUCGGCCUCUCUGCCAGCGGAAACGUUUCG